UUAAAUAGUUUAAAUUUACCAAACAUGGUCGGUCGACAGCUUGAAGGAGUUCCGGCAGCCGUUGGAACAUAUUUUAGUCCACUGGUUAUAGCGGGUAAACCAAAAAUGGUUGAGGAGAAACCGCGCACGCGCUCAGAAAUGAGCACAUCCUUCAAUAGCAUUGUGGCGACAGUGCAUAAUAAACUAAGAAAUCAAAAAAUUCGAAAACUGAAACAACCCAAAAUCCCAGAGUUGCAAACAGAGGAGCUGAGCAGCGGCGUCGCAGAAACUUCAGCAAAAAAUCCUACUAUAGUAAAACCAGAACAGGUUGAAGCCACACCCGAUGCGAAAACGAUUUCUCCAAAACUGACUUCAUCACUGAAAGCCACAUCCAUACCACAAAUAAAGGCGUUGCGUGCUCAUAAACAACAACAACGCAUGCGUCCUAAUGUCCUUAAAAUAACCGAUUAUAAUGAUCCAGUUAGUCAGAAGCGCAUACUCGAGGUUAGAGCACAGAAGAGAAUUCUAGAAGAUAUGCUCAUGCACAAUCAGCGUUUACAACGCGAUCAACACGCCAUCGCUAUGGAGGUACAAGCGAUGCGUGAACAUGUACGAGAUUUAGGUAACAAAUUGGAUAUAUCACUAAGGAGACUAACAGAGCGACCGAUCGCAAACAGUAAUAAUUUAGGAAAAUCUAAAAUGUUUCCAAGACCGCAAAAGUUUGAUCCAAUGCCGCUGCGAAAGUCUGUCAUUCUCCCUACUAAAACGACCGCUCCACAAUCUAUACUGAAGACGUCAUAUUUACCGACAAAAUCAGCAAAUCCAGCAGCGCAGAAGGCCUACAGUCUGACACGAAAUGGAUCGAGUCCAACACGCAAUGCGGCAAGUCCUACGAGGAAUACGGGUAUGAAGCAUUGA
Rhagoletis pomonella (apple maggot) is the source of this 897-nucleotide messenger RNA. RefSeq lists its product as uncharacterized. Bases 25 to 897 code for a protein of 290 amino acids. The record is from RefSeq and is a predicted model, not a curated record. Lineage: Eukaryota; Metazoa; Arthropoda; Insecta; Diptera; Tephritidae. The transcript is spliced from 2 exons.